This is a messenger RNA of Amborella trichopoda, 4265 nucleotides long. RefSeq names its product serine/threonine-protein kinase BRI1-like 2. Gene Ontology annotation, molecular function: protein kinase activity; ATP binding; receptor serine/threonine kinase binding. Gene Ontology annotation, biological process: protein phosphorylation. NCBI's taxonomy places the organism in Eukaryota, Viridiplantae, Streptophyta, Magnoliopsida, Amborellales, Amborellaceae. The record is from RefSeq and is a predicted model, not a curated record.
CAAGGCGUGGUUGGAGUCCAAGAAAAUGAGGCAAUGGGCCCAUUCCUCGUGCAACUUGACUUUACCAACGGUGGGAGGCCAAGCUUUCGAUUUAAAGCAUUCUCUCUCUCUCGACUGACUCCCCUUUUCAUCUCUCAUAUCCAAAACGCCUUAUCACUCCUCCUCACUCCACUCCUGUCGGAUUCUCUCUUUUUGACCACCCCAUCUCUCUCUCUCAUACCUGUUUUUCUCCCCCCUCGAGCCCCACCUCUUUAUUCUCAUCUCCUCCCUCUUUCUCUCUCUACUUAUUUAAAAACUCUCUCUCUCCUUCACUAGCUUUUCCUCCCUUAAGUUGGACCUCAUCUCCCUGUACGAGAUUUCCCUCGCUUCAUUCACCUGGUAGCUUCCCUUUAGCAGAGUAGAGUUGUCUAGGCUCUCGUUCCAUUCUUCUCUCUCUAAAAAUCCUCAAGUUUUUCUCUCUCUAAAACACCGAUGCCAAAAAACGAGCCAUGAUCUCUACACUCUCGUCUUCAAUGGACUUGGACGGAAAACUUAGAGCUCUUGUUGUCCUUAUUUUCUUCCUCGUUUUAUUGCCUUCUGUUCGACAUGUCGAUAGCUCGGAUGGCGAAAAGACCGAUUUCGAGGCCCUCCUGAUGUUCAAGAAGGCUGUCGAGAAGGACAAAAAGGGAAUUUUGCACGGGUGGGUACCCAACAAAGGCCAAUGCAACUGGUAUGGAGUUUCUUGCACUUCACAGAGAGUAACAAAACUUGACCUGAGCCAAGCUGAACUUUCUGGUUCUCUUCCUUUAACCACCUUGGCUUCGAUGGACUCCCUACUUGUCCUUAAUCUCUCUUUCAAUUCCUUCUUUCUUAAUGCCUCUUCUCUCGUUCAAUUGCCACCAAGUUUGCAGUACCUUGAUUUAUCUUUCAAUGGAAUCUUUGGCUCUGUUCCUGAGGGCCUGUUCUUGAAUAACCCGAACCUCAUCUCCCUGCAACUCCCUCAUAACAACCUCUCUGGAUCCUUGCCUGAGAAUCUCUUGGCUAAGGGAAUUUCGGACAAUCUUCAGUUUCUCGACCUCUCUUACAACAAUAUCUCAGGGCCCAUUUGGUCAGAGAACUCUUGUAAUGCCCUUUUGUAUCUUGACUUGUCGAAAAACACUCUUUCCGGUGAGAUUCCAUCGAGUUUAUCAGAUUGUUAUAACCUCAACACCUUGAAUCUCUCCUUUAAUGGAUUAUCCGGGGGAAUCCCCGUCUCCUUCAAGGGCUUCACGAAACUGCAGAGUCUUGAUCUCUCUCAAAACCAUUUGAAUGGGAUCAUACCCCAAGAGCUCGCCAAUAGCUGUGAAACUCUACAGCAAUUGAGGCUCUCUUCUAACAAUAUCUCUGGCUCGUUUCCUCUUUCAUUUUCUCCGUGCUCUUCUCUGAAACUCCUUGAUCUCUCCAACAACAACAUAUCCGGACCUUUUGAUGACUCCAUUGCUGGAAACUUGCAAGCCUUAGAGACCCUUCUCAUGAGCAAUAACUUCGUUUCAGGUGAAAUUCCAGCCUCCAUUUCCAACUGCAAAAACCUCAAAGUUAUGGACUUCAGCUCCAAUAAGCUUUCUGGCCAUAUCCCUGAAAACCUUUGCCCUGGUCUUGCUUUGUUAGAGGAGCUCAGGUUGCCGGAUAAUUUGCUUUCUGGUGGAAUUCCACCGAGUCUUGCUCAAUGUCCUAAUCUUAAAACCAUUGAUCUCAGUAUCAACUAUCUUAAUGGGACCAUACCUCCUGAAUUUGGUGGCCUCAAAAAUUUGGAGCACUUUAUGGCUUGGUUUAACGGCCUCUCUGGUCCACUCCCAAAAGAGCUAGGCCAUUGCAGCAAUCUAAAGACCUUGAUUUUGAACAACAAUCUCCUCUCUGGCCAAAUGCCGCCUGAAAUUUUCAAUUCUAGCAAUUUGGAGUGGAUUUCGCUCACUAGUAAUGGAAUUUCAGGCCAAAUAUCUCCGGAAUUUGGGCAACUAAAAAGGCUUGCAAUUCUCCAACUCGCUAACAAUAGCUUUAGUGGGGUUAUUCCUAAAGAGCUUGGAAAUUGCAGUAGCUUGGUUUGGCUUGAUCUUAAUAGCAACCAGCUCUCCGGCGUGAUUCCGGCCUAUCUUGGACGGAAACCAAAUGAAAAGCCAUUAAGUGGUAUUCUUUCUGGUAAUACAUUGGCCUUUGUUAGAAAUGUUGGGAAUUCAUGCAAAGGAGUUGGUGGUUUGCUUGAGUUUGCAGGAAUUAGGCCUGAGAGGCUUUUGCAGGUGCCCACUUUGAAAACCUGUGAUUUUACAAGGCUUUAUUCUGGAGCUGCUUUAAAUGAUUGGACCCAUUACCAAAGCCUAGAGUACCUUGAUCUCUCUUAUAACAAUCUCAAUGGAAGUAUACCCGAGGAAUUCGGCUCCAUGAUUGUUCUUCAAGUUCUUGGGCUCUCACACAACAAAAUCACAGGUGAAAUUCCUUCAAGUCUUGGAAAUUUGAGGUAUCUUGGGGUUUUUGACGCAUCUCAUAACCAUUUACAGGGGAGAAUACCAGAGAGUUUCUCUAACCUCACAUUCUUGGUUCAAAUUGAUCUCUCUGAUAAUGCACUAACAGGGCCGAUACCGUCAAGGGGUCAAUUGAGCACUCUGCCUGCCUCGCAAUACAGAGACAAUCCAGGCCUUUGUGGGGUGCCAUUGGCUCCUUGUCAAAGUGAUAACCCUAGUUUAAAUGGCUCUGGUAAUUACUCAGCAGAAGUUCCGGUCAAGCCCAGGCCAGCCACUUGGGCUAAUAGUAUGGUUUUGGGGAUACUUGUUUCAAUGGCUACGACCUGUGUUUUGAUUGUUUGGGCUGUUACUGUAAGGGGAAGGAGGAGAGCUGCAGCUGCUGCAAAGGCAGCCAUGAUCAAUAGCUUGCAAGCGUCUUAUGCAACGACAUGGAAGAUUGGAAAAGAGAAGGAGCCUCUCAGUAUAAAUGUGGCCACUUUUCAAAGGCCACUGAGAAAGCUCACAUUUUCUCAGCUUAUCGAGGCCACUAAUGGGUUUUGUGCGGGGAGUUUGAUAGGGUCUGGUGGUUUUGGUGAAGUGUUCAAGGCCACAUUAAAGGAUGGAUCGAGCGUUGCCAUUAAGAAGCUCAUUCGUUUGAGUUGUCAAGGCGAUCGAGAAUUCAUGGCGGAGAUGGAAACCUUGGGCAAAAUCAAGCACAGGAACUUGGUUCCACUCCUGGGUUACUGCAAAAUUGGAGAAGAAAGGCUUCUGGUUUAUGAAUACAUGGAAUUUGGCAGCCUUGAGGAAAUGCUCCAUGGUGAUAGGAACAAGCUUUUCGGAGAUAAGGCUAGUACUUCUGGCGAAAAGAAGGAGAUCCCAGGCAAUGAAAAGAUGGGUUUUCAUGGGGACAAGAAGGAGAAUUCAGGAAAUGAAAAGAUGGGCUUUCAUGGAGAAAACAAGGAGAAUGCAGGAAACGAAAAGAUGGCCUUUUACAAUGAUAAGAAGGAAAAACCAUUGAUGGCAUUUUCCAGUGAAAAGACCGGUUUUUCCAUCGAAAAGCCAACUGUGACAGGUGGGUUUUUGAGCUGGGAGCUGAGAAAGAAGAUAGCAAAAGGAGCAGCAAAGGGACUGGCUUUCCUACACCAUAACUGCAUUCCCCAUAUAAUACACAGGGACAUGAAAUCAAGCAAUGUUCUCUUAGAUUCAUUCAUGGAAGCUAGGGUUUCAGAUUUUGGCAUGGCUCGUCUGAUAAGUUGCCUUGAUACACAUUUAAGUGUGAGCACUUUAGCUGGAACUCCAGGUUAUGUUCCCCCUGAGUACUACCAAAGUUUCAGGUGCACAGCCAAAGGAGAUGUGUACUCCUUUGGAGUCGUCAUGCUUGAAAUUUUGACAGGUAAGAGGCCCACUGAUAAAGAGGAGUUUGGUGAGACCAACUUGGUGGGUUGGGUCAAGGCACACGUAGGACAAGGCAGGGGAAUGGAGGUAAUUGAUGUGAAUUUGAAAGGCAAUUAUGGGGAAAAUGAGGUCGAAAAGAUGCGCAGGUAUCUGGAUAUUUCUAUGAGGUGCGUAGAGGAUUUGCCAUCAAGGAGGCCUAAUAUGUUGGAGGUGGUGUCUUUGUUGAGGGAGAUAGAGGGAGUUCCACAACUGGGUGAGGAGGAGGAGAAGGGGGAUUCUAGGGUUUAGAUCUACUAGUGUUGAUUUUAUUGUUAUUAUUAAUGUUGUUAAUAUUAUUUUUCUCAUGGAGACAUUGUUAGUAUAAAGUGUAUUUUGAUUUUGUCUUGGUUUACUAAUGUUAGGGUUAGGGAAGUGCAA